GACGUUUUAAAAAAGUGCCCAGUGUAAGGUCGACCUCAUUAAUGUUAUAAAGUCAUAAGAACAUUUAUAUUAAUUGAUAUAUUGUUGGUUCAUGUGGUUUUAACUGUUAAUUAAAUAAUUGAUUAUCUCCACAACAAUGCCUGAAAACUGUAAUAAUUUAAAAUGGACAGAAGCACGAGACUUACUAAGAAUGUGGAGAGAAAACUCGGAACGAAAAAGUCGGGAAAUUGUAGACAUUUGGGAUUCCUUACUGUUAGAUAAAAUGGAAAAACUUGGAAAUGAAAAAUACCUAAUAUUGGAGCAAGUUUGCGUGGCUGCGUUGGAUUGCCACAGAUUACCUUUAGCCGAAUAUACUAGUAAAAUAUUAAUGAAAGAAUUUCCUGGUAGUUUAAGAGUACACAAAUAUCAUGCCAUGCAUUUGGAAGCUCUGGAAUUAUAUGAUGAAGCAUUAGAGGUUUUGGAAUCAAUAAUAAAAAGAGAUGAAACUAAUGCAGCACCAAGAAAACGCAAAGUAGCUAUUUUCAAAGCUCGUGGUAAAACGGCUGAAGCCAUUAAAGAGCUCACAGAAUACCUGAAAGUGUUUAUGAGUGAUCAAGAAGCUUGGUAUGAACUCUGUGAUUUGUAUUUAAAAGAACAAGAAUAUGCUAAAGCUGCAUUUUGUAUGGAAGAGUUGAUUCUUCACAAUCCACAUAACCACCUUAUUUACCAAAGAUAUGCAGAAAUAAAAUAUUCACAAGGUGGUUUUGAAAAUAUUGAAACAGCCAAAGUAUACUUUAGUCAAGCAGCCAAAUUGAACCCCAAUAACAUGAGGGCUCUCUAUGGCUUGUUAUUAUCUGCUAACUACAUCGCAACAUCUUCAAAGUGCCCUUUAUCAAAGAAAAAAGAAGCAAUCAAACUAAGUGAGUGGACAGCAAGUCAAAUUGAGAAACAGUACAAAACUAAAGUUUUCGAUAAUAGUAGUAUUGAAAAUUUGGAAAGUUUGAUAGGAAAAUUGCACUUAGAUGCAUAAAUUAUAUAUUUAUACAUAGAUAAUUAAAAUCACUUUUAAUUCAAUUUAUUGCUUUUUUAGAGCAAUCCUUGAUUAAUUAUAGUAACUUUAUUUCUACUAUUGUUUCUUAAGAAUAAUUAGUACUCAAUGCAUUUAUAGAUUGGUUUAACAAAACAAAAAUAAAUUUUUUUUUACUU
Molecule: messenger RNA, 1185 nt
Organism: Cotesia glomerata
Lineage: Eukaryota; Metazoa; Arthropoda; Insecta; Hymenoptera; Braconidae
Product: ER membrane protein complex subunit 2-like
Exons: 6
Coding region: 137-1009 (290 amino acids)
Biological process (GO): protein folding in endoplasmic reticulum
Cellular component (GO): EMC complex
Molecular function (GO): protein binding
Source: RefSeq, a predicted model, not a curated record